Salarias fasciatus (jewelled blenny) is the source of this 1554-nucleotide messenger RNA. RefSeq names its product coagulation factor IXa (gene f9a). Gene Ontology annotation, biological process: blood coagulation; proteolysis. The record is from RefSeq and is a predicted model, not a curated record. Lineage: Eukaryota; Metazoa; Chordata; Actinopteri; Blenniiformes; Blenniidae. Bases 1 to 1554 code for a protein of 517 amino acids. Gene Ontology annotation, molecular function: calcium ion binding; serine-type endopeptidase activity. The transcript is spliced from 8 exons. Gene Ontology annotation, cellular component: extracellular region.
AUGUCACCUGAGUUUGGAAUGGCACUCGGUUCUUUGUCUGUGCUGUCUUUGCUGCUUUUGGAGUUUCAUCUGGGCUUUGGAGCUCCAGCAGCAGGACCGGUGUUUCUCUCCGGCCAGGUAGCCGACGGCGUCCUGCAGAGACACAAGCGCUACAACACAGGCCUGUUUGAGGAGGUGAUGGAGGGAAACCUGGAGAGAGAGUGCAAAGAGGAAGUGUGUGACUUGGAGGAAGCCCGGGAGUUCUUUGAGAACGAUGAAAAGACCAUGGAGUUCUGGGCAGGAUAUAUUGACAGCGAUCAGUGUGAGUCCAGUCCCUGUGUGAACCAGGGCUCAUGUGAAGACCACAUUGGAUCCUACACAUGCACAUGUCCGUCCAGCUUCACUGGCACCAACUGUGAAAUCGGUAUUGCAAAAAGAUGCGAUGUAAACAAUGGAGACUGUAUGCACUUCUGUGAGUCGAUGGGGACCUUUGGAGCUAAAUGCUCCUGCGCUCGAGGAUACAGGCUGAUGGAGGAUGGGUUCAGCUGUGAAGCAGAAGUUGAAUUCCCAUGUGGCAGAACUGCCUUGAUGGAAGUGAGCAUGGCGUCCAGCAGGUCGCUGGGCCAGCACCCGAACACCAGCCUGCAGAACACCACUUCACAGAGCAACGUGAGCACAACCACAUCCUCCCCCUCAACUCCGGCCAGCGCCACAGAGUCCUUUCUGGCCACAAAUAGCACUGAGCAGAUACUGCCCACAUGGAUGUACAAUUAUUCCGAGUUCCCCUCGGAGGAGCCGAUCCGACCCUACAGGCGCAUCGUCGGGGGAGAGGUGGUCAUUCCGGGAGAGAUCCCAUGGCAGGUGGCCUUGGUAUUACAUCCCAGCGGUGAGGUAUUCUGCGGGGGCUCCAUCGUCAGCGAGCGCUGGAUCAUCACCGCUGCUCACUGUGUGGUGGAGGCACACGGCUCCUUUGUUGUCAGAGUAGGGGAGCAUAACGUCCACAUCAAUGAGGGCACCGAGCAGGACUUCGGCCUGUUGGAGGUACACAUGCACCCACGUUACAACGCAAGCGUGAGCUUGUACAACCACGACAUCGCCCUGCUGUAUCUCCAAAGCUCCAUCACCUUCUCCAAGUUAGUGCGACCCAUCUGCGUUGGGCCCAAGCCCUUCAUUGAGACUCUGGUGAAGGUGUCUUCCCCGGCCACCGUCAGCGGUUGGGGGCGAACCCGCUUCCUGGGGGCAACGGCCGACACCCUGCAGAAGGUGGAGGUUCCCUUCACAGAUCGGACAGAGUGCAAGCGCAGCAGCAGCGCCAGGAUCACUCCAGUCAUGUUCUGCGCGGGAUACUACGACGAGGAACAAGACGCCUGUCAGGGCGACAGCGGGGGGCCGCACGCCAACAAGAUGGACGACACCUGGUUCCUGACUGGCAUCGUCAGCUGGGGGGAGGAGUGCGCAAAAGAGGGGAAAUAUGGCGUUUACACCCGGGUGUCUCUGUACUACCGCUGGAUAACCCACAUUAUGGAAUCAGCUAAGGACAGACUGGAAGUGGAUAUGGACGAUCCCGACUCUUAG